AUGUCAGGACUAGAAGCCGAUCAAGAAUUGUCACGGGAUGAUGCUGCUUUGCAAGAUGAGUUCAUCGAUAAUAAUGAAGUUGAGCAGGAAGUUGUAGAAGACGAUACUGCAAGCAUUCCGAUGGAUGAGGACGAUGUUGAGAAUGAUGCGACUCCAGGAAUAGAUGUAGGAGAUGGAGAGACAAUUGAAAUCGACGUGAGUAACAAUUCUGUGACGUACUUUGAUAAGCAUAGCGAUUCUGUCUUCACUGUAUUUCAACAUCCUACGCUGCCGCUGAUUUGCUCUGGUGGUGGUGACAAUUUGGCGUAUUUAUGGACCUCGCACUCACAACCACCAAAAUUUGCCGGGACGUUAAAUGGCCACACAGAAUCUGUCAUUGCCGGUGGAUUCAGUUGUGACGGUAAAUUUUUGGUCACUGGUGAUAUGACAGGUAAGGUCUUGAUUUACAUAUCACAAAGUGGUGGUACAAAAUGGAAAAAAGUAUCGGAAAUACAGGAAGUAGAGGAAAUUAUUUGGUUGAAGUGUCAUCCAACUAUUCCUGGCGUUUUUGCAUUUGGCGCGAUCGAUGGUUCAGUAUGGUGUUUCCAAAUAAAUCCAGAUGGUAGUUUGGAUCAGCUCAUGACACAAUUAUCGCAUCAACUAGAGUGCACAGCCGGUGAAUUCAUCAGUACUGAGCAAGGUGAAAACAUUUUGGAACUAGUUACAUGCUCAUCAGAUAGUAGCAUUAUCGGAUGGAACUGUUACACCUCGCAAACUCUGUUCAAGAUCACUCAGGACCAAAUAAGAGGUACUAAUGCUCCAUGGGUUUCGAUUUCGUCUGCUCCUUCCAGUUUGACUAAUGGUAACGCCUCUGUGGUAGCAUGUGGCUCGAAUAAUGGUGUUCUUGCUAUCAUAAACUGUAAUAGCGGAUCAGUAUUGCAUUUGUCUGCCGUCAUUCAGUUGAAACCUGAACAGGAUGAGCUGGAUGCUUCAAUUGAAUCAAUCGCAUGGUCUCAAAGCUUCCCAUUACUAGCUCUUGGGCUGGUAUGUGGCGAGAUUCUACUUUAUGAUACAACAUCUUGGAAAGUUAGGCACAGAUUUUUACUUGAGGAUUCUGUAACAAAACUUUUGUUCGACGAUCACGAUUUAUUCGUUUCAUGUAUCAACGGUAAAGUGUAUCAAUUCGAUGCAAGAACUGGUCAAGAAAAGUUCGUUUGUACCGGUCAUAAUAUGGGUGUCUUGGAUUUCGUAUUGACCAAGAAAAAUGACGGCCCAAGAAGGAUAAUCACUGCCGGUGAUGAAGGAGUAUCCUUGAUUUUCGAAGUCCCAAAUUGA
Zygotorulaspora mrakii is the source of this 1314-nucleotide messenger RNA. RefSeq names its product Sqt1p (gene SQT1). Lineage: Eukaryota; Fungi; Ascomycota; Saccharomycetes; Saccharomycetales; Saccharomycetaceae. The record is from RefSeq and is a predicted model, not a curated record. Bases 1 to 1314 code for a protein of 437 amino acids. Gene Ontology annotation, molecular function: protein binding. The transcript has a single exon.